UACACGCACUCAGAGAAACCUGUAUGUGAAAGACAGAUAGAGUUCGAGAGGGACAGAGAGAGAGUGACACGACAGAGAGUGUGUGUGUGAGUGAGAGAACGAACGCUACUAGUUGGGAAAGAAGGUAUAGAGAGACAGGGGAGACGACUAACGGUUGCCUAAAGCAGCAUCAGAAGACUCGGUGACCGUCUCUCUCUGGCUCCACCGGGCUCCCGCGCGCUCUGCUGCAAGAACUAACUGCAAAACGGAUUAUUUAAUUUUGUAAUUUUUUUUAUUUUUCUCUUCGUCUGCUUCUUGAAUAACACUUUAUUUUACAAUCUUGAGAAAGAUUUAAGCAGGUAUAAUACGUUUUUUUUUUGCGGAAUAGAGGGAGAUUCAAUAGAGGAUAUAUAAAUAGAGAAUAGAGGGAGAGGAGAGGGGUUAUUCUGGGAAGGUUUUCCUCUACUUUCCAUUUCUUGUAACCUUUUUAAAAAGAAAAGCCCCAGUUUAUUUUCAGAAUACUUUCCGAGACUCGCUCACUGUUUCCACGUGCGCUCUGAGAGCGGGACAAAUACUUGUCAAACGGAUCUUUUUUUUUGUUGUUGUCCCGUAUUGUUAUAUUUUCUUAUUUAGGGAAAUUGACCUACAAAAAAACAAAAAACAAAAAUGACAUUUCAAACGUUAAUUCAUCAGUUUCCACUCUCGAUGAAUGCUGUCCUUCAUUAAAGUUAUUGAAGGUGACGUGUUUUAAAAGGACUUUGUAACAUUUCUUUCCACACUGAUUGAUAACCUUGCGAGAGGGGAGAGAGUUCAGCGCGUCAUCUCCAGUCAAUUAUUAUCUAUUUCAACGACAACAAAAACUAGCAUUUUUUAUAGUUAUUUAUUUCAUAAUCAAUCAAUUACAAUCAAUCAAGUCAUUUUUAUCGAUAACCAUCGAUAUAUUGAUUGAUCAUCCUCAGAGCAUUUCCAAUUCCUUCUAACUCAACUUCCCUCAACCUGCACGGUGGUGAGAUCAGUGAUUUCCUCCUCCCCUCCACCACCACCAUCACCCAGACACCGACCCUUCCUCGCCAUGCUAUUCGAUAACUUUGACCUGGUUUCAGCCUUGGCCACCCUAGCGGCCUGCGCUGUGUCCAUGGUCCUCCUCCUAGUUGUGUCCCAGCAACUCUGGCAGCUCCGAUGGACGUCGACCCGGGAUAAAAACUGCAAGCUGCCGAUGCCUAAAGGUUCCAUGGGGUUCCCCAUCAUAGGAGAAACCUGCCACUGGCUCUUCCAGGGGUCGGCGUUCCACGCAUCGCGGAGGCAAAAGUACGGCAACGUCUUCAAGACCCACCUUUUGGGACGCCCCCUGAUCCGGGUCACCGGUGCGGAGAACGUCCGGAAGGUUCUAAUGGGAGAGCACACGUUGGUCAGCGUGGACUGGCCUCAGAGCACCUCCACCCUACUGGGACCCAACUCACUGGCUAACUCUAUAGGAGAUAUACACCGCAAGAGACGAAAGGUAUUUUCCAAGGUGUUCAGUCAUGAGGCUCUGCAGUCCUACCUCCCUAAGAUCCAGCAGGUGAUCCAGGAGUCACUGAGGCUGUGGAGCUCCAACCCAGAACCCAUCAACGUCUACAGGGAAUCCCAGAGGCUGUCCUUCCACAUGGCAGUGAGGGUACUGCUGGGGUUCAGAGUAGCAGACGAGGAGAUGAGACAUCUGUUCAACACCUUCCAGGAGUUUAUAGACAACAUCUUCACCUUACCCAUAGAUCUGCCUUUCAGUGGAUACAGGAAGGGUAUCCGUGCCAGGGACACACUGCAGAAAGGAAUAGAAAAGGCCAUCAGGGAGAAACCCCUCUCUUCCCAGGGGAAGGAUUAUAGCGACGCACUUGAUAUCUUGCUGGAGAGCGCAAAAGAGAACGGCACUGAACUCACCAUGCAGGAACUCAAGGAGGCGACCAUUGAGCUGAUCUUCGCAGCGUUUGCCACCACGGCCAGUGCCUCCACCUCUCUCAUCAUGCAGCUCCUACGCCACCCUGCCGUGCUGGAGAAGUUACGAGAGGAGCUCCGGACCAGGGGGAUCCUCCACAACGGCUGUCUGUGCGAGGGGGAACUGGGUCUGGAUACCAUCGUUAGUCUGAAGUAUCUGGACUGUGUGAUUAAGGAGGUGCUGAGGCUCUUCACGCCCGUGUCUGGGGGUUAUAGGACGGCCCUGCAGACCUUUGAACUAGACGGGGUACAGAUCCCGAAGGGUUGGAGUGUGAUGUACAGCAUCAGAGACACACACGAUACCUCCUCCGUCUUCAAGGACGUGGACGCCUUCGACCCCGACCGCUUCUCCCAGGAACGCAGCGAAGACAAGGAGGGACGCUUCCACUACCUCCCGUUCGGCGGCGGCAUCCGCUCCUGUCUCGGGAAACAGCUCGCCACUCUCUUCCUCCGUAUACUGGCCAUCGAGCUGGCCAGCACCAGCCGGUUUGAGUUGGCGACCCGGAAUUUUCCUAGAGUGGUGACGGUGCCGGUUGUUCAUCCGGUGGACGGGUUGAAGGUGAAGUUCUACGGUCUGGAUUCUAACCAGAAUGAGAUUCCGGCCGAUCUACUAGCCGACAUCAAAACGGAAGAGCUGCUGGGAGCCGCGGUGUAGAUCGUUGAUUUGGAUUGGACGAAGCACAGGUGAAGGAGGAAGGGAGGGAUGGAAUAGAGGGAGGAUAAAUGAGAGAGAGGAGGAGGAUGGAUGGAGGACAUGGCAGAGAGAAUAAAAGGAGGAUGGGAGGUCAGGACUGAUCUAGCAUCCCCCCCCCCAUUUUGCUGAUGUCUUGGAAUGUUGGAUGUCUCCGUUGAACUCUAAAAAGGAACAUUCUGAAUUCCGAUUCCUUCUCUUUUGUCGUGUUAUUGUUAGGUCAUUGGAACUUUCUGGGAGACUAAGAAGAAGAACAGAGGCUGCCAAAAAACAAAGUGUAUAAUCUCUAUUCCGUUUUUGUUUUCCAAGAAAUAUACAAAACUAUGUAUAAAAUGAAAAGUAAUGUAAUAUAAUGAAUGAAUUAAAAAAACAGAAGAUUUAAUGUUGAGAGAAGUUAUGCACAAUUAGGAAACAGAUUCUUAUGGGGAGUGUAUAUGGAUUAGAGGGAUGGAUGGAGGUAGGGAAGAACGAAUGACAUAAUGGGAUAAAACAGGGUAUAAUGACUUAAGAAGCGUAGGGAAAGGAUAACAGACAGGAGAAUCUACACAGGAGAGAGAGACUCUUAAAGUGAAUGAAGCAUACAGAGCUAAAGAGAGAAGGGUCAGAGGUGGGUUCAUACACACUUGUAUAAAUCAAGGUGCUCCAAAUCCAGUCCUGGCAAGUGGUAAGGUUUUACAGUGUUUUCUUCCAGCCAUAUGCUCUAACACACGUCUCUCAAACAAUCUAUCAACUUAGCAACAAUCACGAUUAGUUAAGUGAGGCGUUUUUACCCGGAAAAUGGAAUAUAAUUCUCCAAGAUGGGGUUGAAGCAGAGACCCCCUGCUAUAAAGGACUUCAGGGAGAAUGCGAAAGAGAGACUCAAAACCUGGAAAGGACUUUAGGAUUGUGUGUUAAUAGCUCAGGUGUGGAAGGGGAUCUUUCAUUGGACGUAUUUUCAUAUCUUCAUUUUUUUUGUAUUACUCAACCUGCACAUAAGAGUUGUUCCCAAUCAUCCUCCUUCCCCUUCAAACCCUCAAAUCUGUGCUAUGAUGUCAUCGGACGAUGUGUCCGUGUGUCCGUCGCUUGGCUUGAUAUCUGCCUCUUUGCUUGACUGGAUGUGUUACGGACAUACAGGAGAACCAUUUUUCUAAAGCUAUCAGAAUCGUCUAAGCUGGUGGAAGAAUGAUAGAGUGAAAGAGAAGGGGAGAUAAAGAAAGAGAAGAAGAGAUAAAGAAAGAGAAGACGACAGGGAGAGAUAAAGAGAGAGGGGAAGAGAGGGAGAGAUAGAGGAGGAGAGGAGACCUAUAUACUUGCUGCUUGAGAGUUGCUUUCUUUUUGUUUUGUAUUUCAGUUGGAGCAGAGUGUUGUUGUACUCUGUGGGACGUGAAGGUGACAUUUUGACUAGCUGCUCCUCUUUAUCAACACAAAAAUGCAAAAUUGAUUUAAAGAAAAAUCUAAACUUUAUUAGCUAAUGAGAUUUAACAACGUGAGACGAUUGCACAAUCAGAAUCAUUUUUGGAACUUAUUACUAACCCCAACACCAGGAAAUGUCCAUCAUGGAUACGAAGAGAAAAUACUUCCAAAACAAAACUACUUCCUUUAUAACUUGGCAAAAUAACACUUAGAACAUAAUAAACAUUCCGGAACUCACAAGCAUUCUGGAACUCACAAGCAUUCUGGAACUCACAAGCAUUCUGGAACUCAUAAGCAUUCUGGAACUCACAAGAAUUCUGGAACUCACAAGAAUUCUGGAACUCACAAACAUUCUGGAACUCACAAACAUUCUGGAACUCACAAACAUUCUGGAACUCACAAACAUUCUGGAACUCACAAACAUUCUGGAACUCACAAACAUUCUGGAACUCACAAACAUUUUUGGAAUUCACAAACAUUCCGGAACAUUCCGGAACAUUCUGAAACAAAAUCCCGGAAUCCAUGGACAGUUGGGAGUUUUAUCUGGAGGGAGCUAGGACCCAGGGACUGUUGGGAAAAGCUUCUAUAAAUGAUAUUCUACUACCGUCUUCUACAGAUAUAUAAUGUCUAUAGUGUUGAAGACGUAUAUAUUCUGGGACCAACCACACCACUGAUUGUCUACACAUACUAUAAGUACAGUGAGCUGCUUGUGUGUUUCUACAUGACAGUUAUAGAAGUGCUAUCAUAUAUAUAUUGCAAGUGAGAUUCCUCGACAUUUCUCGUUUUUUUAUUGUAUUUUAAAAUUGUAUUUAGCAAAUAUUUGUAUUUUGUGAAAAGCAAAGAGGGAGUUCUGUUUAUUCUGAUUCUUGUGUUUAGUAAGUAAGCCAUGAGUUAACACCUGUUCUAUCUAAUACCCUAAUAUUAUUAUUAUUGACUAUUAAUAUUUCUUAUUGUAAUAAAAUAUUAUUAUUUUAAGUUGUCAUUUUUAUUAUAUUUGCAGAGUUUUAGUAUAAAUGUCAAAAGUCUGUUUGUUGGUAAAUAUCUUUAUAUUUAGUACGAUAUGAAUGAUUUCAGUUAUAAAGUCUGUUUGUUGUUAAAUAUCUUUAUAUUUAGUACGAUAUGAAUUAUUUCAGUUAUAUUGUAAAACAGCGUUGGAUUAUGUUAAUAUUGUUUAUUGUAAUAAUUAUUCUUAUUUUGGGUUAUUAUUAUAAUUAUCAUUAUAAUUAUUAUACUAAUAAUUAUUAUUAUUAUCACCACAUUCAUUUAUUAUUAACAUUAAAAGAAGACAAUUACUUGCGAGGUUCAGUAUUGAAGUGUCACAUGGCUUCAUUGGUUAUUUUCUCUGUUGUGUCCCAUUUGACACCCUAUUCCCUAUACAGUGCACUACUUUUGAUCAGAGUCCUAUGGCAAGUAGUGAACUAAUUAGGGACUAGGGUGACAUUUGGGAUGCAUAUCUAUUGCUGUCUGUCUGUCUUUCUGUACAUAAUGUGUAUUUCAUUUUACAGAUCCCAACAAUUCACUUAGUUCAAAUAUGAAUGUUUUUCAACUGUGAUUCUUAAAUGUACUCCUGUAAUAAAAUAUAAUGUGAA
This is a messenger RNA of Oncorhynchus gorbuscha (pink salmon), 5622 nucleotides long. RefSeq names its product cytochrome P450 26B1 (gene cyp26b1). Gene Ontology annotation, biological process: sterol metabolic process. Gene Ontology annotation, molecular function: iron ion binding; oxidoreductase activity, acting on paired donors, with incorporation or reduction of molecular oxygen; monooxygenase activity. The record is from RefSeq and is a predicted model, not a curated record. NCBI's taxonomy places the organism in Eukaryota, Metazoa, Chordata, Actinopteri, Salmoniformes, Salmonidae. The transcript is spliced from 7 exons. Bases 1052 to 2605 code for a protein of 517 amino acids.